Lymnaea stagnalis (great pond snail) is the source of this 5894-nucleotide messenger RNA. NCBI's taxonomy places the organism in Eukaryota, Metazoa, Mollusca, Gastropoda, Lymnaeidae. The record is from the annotation of a GenBank genome assembly.
AUUCAUGCCAGGGACAGCGCAAUUUCGAUGUUCGCGAUUUCCAGGUUUCACUGUAUGUUUGAAAGUUGGCAGCAGAGGUUGGAAAUAGGAAAUGUAGGCCCUAUUAAGAGCUAUAUUUCUGUCACAUUAGACGCUGAUGGGAACAUAUGCUACACACGACUACUGCUUUAGGGUCUAUUUAUAAAUUUGUCUCAUUGAUAUUCCGCGAGAGCGAGAUUUACAAUGUUUUUCCUCUAAAGAAAUAUGGCGGCUGCCAAAGACUAGGAGCAGCUAACUGUUGUACCUGAAUGUAUAUUUGCAAUAGUCUCGUUUGUGUUUUUCAUACGAAUGAUUACAAUGGUUUUUACAAACCAGAAUGCUUGUGACAUUUUGGGAUUACCCGUGGGUAAGAUGAUCAUAAUACUGCAUUUAAUGUUGUUUUGUUUAAUGAAAUUUCCGUUACGUUGGCAAUAAAAAAAUAAUAAUUUCAUAAUAUUUUUAUUUUUAAGUCAGACAAUUACUGUCAGUGACACUGUCACAACAGUGUCCAAUACUUUACUUAACUACUAUACUUACUUAUUUUUACUAGUAAUUUCUGUAAUUUCCAAUAACUAAGAAGAGGGAUACAUUUUAUCUUGGGCAGGCCUUUAAUAUGAUAAUUGAAAUUGAAAAUAUGGGCAUGGGGGAAUAAAAAUAAAAUUAAUUAGAAAAUUGUUGUUAAUACUAAUACUUAAACUUAAAAAGUUAAAAUAUAGUAAAUUAUAGCAUAUAAGGUAAUCUACCACUUGAGCGUCGGCCAAGAAAAAAUCCAGCUGUUCCGUUUGGAAGGGCUAUUUAAACAACUAUUCUUAUAUUAUUUUUAAUGACAUUGGUUGUACGUAUUCAUUCAUUCUCAUAAUAAUAGUAUAGACAAUUUAUUUAAAAUGAAAAAAAUGAUAACAAUUUUUUUGAAAUAGAAGAUAAUGUGUGAAAAUGGAAUUAUGCAUAGUUCUCCCCCAAGUUGACAACGAAGUUUAAAAAAUAUAAUUUUCACGAAAACGGUUGUGAUAUAUGUAUCCACGUAAAUAUGAAGGGGAAAGAUCACCGGCGCUUCUUGUUCCAAAUUGUCUUUUCAGUUUACGCUUUCUGAGCAUUCACGUUUUCCACAUUCUGUGUGUGGACAUCUGCGUUAUCUGGAUGAAUUUAGAAGGCUGGUGUUUUUCCGAUUAAAAAAAAAUAUUUGCAAGUACAUUUUUUGUUGUUAGUUUUAGCUCCUUUCUUAUCCAGCAAUGAAUGGACAGAGAAAUAAAAUUGAUUGGUGACCAUCUAUAAUUACAUUUGCCCUGAUAGGAGAAGGGGGUAUUGUUGAUUUAAGACAGGGGUGUCACACUCAAUCGCUCGAUGGGCCAAAACUCAAAUCACAUGUAAGGUUGCGGGCCGAACAGGAUAGACAUUCAAUAAGCGGGAAAUUAAUCUUUUUUUAAAAACAUUUAUAUAAAUGAAAAAAUAAAAAAAGUUUUAAUGAUUAAAAAUCAUUGGCAUACCCAUUUUCGUUUUUAUGCCAAUUUGUCAGAGCUUGAUGUUAGGCACAUUUUCUUGACUACAAAAAAAAGUAAGUUCAUUUAUGUUGGGAGUAACGAUCUGUGUCAUUGAGAUUCUCAUGAUGGACUGUAAGUGUUCAUCAGUGAGAGGACUCCUGUGUAAUGUUGAGUUAAACUUAGUCACAGAAAACAGCUGCUCACACAUACAUGUGUUACCCAACAUGCUCAAGGUUUGAGCCGCAUGUAGACUAAGCUGGGGUAUCUCUCCAGGAAUGAAACAAGUGAACUGUGCCGGCCCAACUGUGUCGUACUUUGCUUUUAGUGUCCCAUUACACUGCAGCUCUAUUAGCUCCAUCUGCAAAUUUACAGGUGCAGUUUCCACUGUUAUGACAAAUGGGUUACGAGACAGCUCGAUGUCACAUUUCUGUGCUCCAAAGUCACUAAAGGGCCGUGCGAACUUGGCGCGAAGGAGCUAAGUUUUUCAUCAAUGUGCAUUUGGAAACACUAUAACGUUGACUUGGAUAUAAUUGUAUGCCGGUCAAGACCCCGCGGGCCUGAUAUAAUUGUACGGUGGGUCGGAUGUGGCCUUGAGUUUGACACAUGUGAAUUAGGAGUUUUGUGUAGUGUUGUGAGGGGGGGGGGGGGUUGUGUUUAUAUCUUAAUCUUUAAGUUUAUGUAAAUAAGACAGCCACAUUUUCGUAAUGAUGGUAAUAAUGUUGCUUUUAGUUUUCAUUAUGCACUUGAUAGACACAGCAACAGAAUGAGUAAUAUUAACAUAAAUGCCCUAGUGACAAUUUUAGUUUAUCCUUCCUUUUUUUGGUUCGCUAUAAACAGAACAGAUACCUUGACCUCUCUCUUAUGUUUGCAAGCCUCUCGAUCCUCGCUUCAUGCUGUGUCAAGUUAAUUGCGCGGACAACCAUAUUGUCAUUGCAUUUCAAUUACUACAGUUUGAAGUAGUCAUGUUUCUGUUGUAUAUAAUUUUCAGAAGCUGGCGAUUGGUCAUGGGGAUCGAGAUAACUGAGGUUAAGUGGCAAAUUUGGCAGCCUUUUGUGCUCGAGAUAUUAGGUUACGGCGACAUAAAAGAAUCAACAUAACCGAGGAGAAAAUACAAAGACAAAGAGAGAAUUUGGCGGUUCGACUUCAAAAAUGUCGACAUAGCAGGGUUGGCGAGUUAACUGAGGUCGAGAUAACCGGGUUCUUCUGUAUUACCAAAAAAUGUGUAGGCCUAACUCAUUGAAUAAAAUCUUAUAAAUAAUUUCAAAACUUUUUUCAACUUAAUUGUCUCAUCCGUUUCUCAUUGUUUCAUUAGGUUGACAGGCAUGAGCUUAUUUUAUACAUUUUACAAAAGCAGAAAUUAAAAUCAAACUUUAUGCAAUUUUCAGUAGGAACACCUUUAAGAGAUUGCAUCACUUUCUCUAAUCUUUUAAAUUCUUUAUAACAUUAAAUACUGUUUAGGUGGAACCUGUUGUAUUUUGAAAUGGCAGCUUAUCUGUCUUAUCACCAGUCGGUUGCAGGUAAAAUUUCACCCAGACUUGAACUCAACUAUGGGCUGUUAUAUUGUCAGUGAACAACCCUGAGUAAAAGUCCUCUACCACCAAAGUAUCCAAUUUGCAAUGGGGUUGAAAAUCCUCAAUCUUUUCUAUUAUGGUAAAAAUUUGUAAAAUAAGAAGAAACAAAUAUAUAACAUUUUGUUGGCGUUGGUAUGUAAUUACUUGAUUGUGCACCAGGAACUAAACAUUAAUCUUCUUCAUCACAUAGGUGCUGACUUAAAUUUGAUUUCAACUAAGUACAAACAGCUUGCUAUCAAAUGGCACCCUGAAAAACAUAAAUAUUCUACAGAAUCUGAGCAGGUAAUAUACUCCAUACUUCUAGGUAUCCAUCUUAAAUUCAAAUUCACAAAUAUUAUUCAUUCUGAUUCCUCAAAUCAUUUCAGUUUCAGAUCAUUAAAAAAAAAAAAUGUUUAUAAAAACUAUUAAAUACCUGUUAAUGGUAGAUACAGUGCAACUUACGUUAAAAUUGUAUCAAAUAUAUCAUAAUAUUUUAUUAUUACCAUUAUAUUAUAAUAACAUUUUUUCCCACAAUAUUUAUAUUGUUUAUUGAAGUUUUUUUUUUUUUUUUUUUUAUUUUUUCCUCAAAAUUUUAUUUUUUUUUGGAAGAGCUAACUUACGUUAAAAUUGUAUCAAAUAUAUCAUAAUAUUUUAUUAUUACCAUUAUAUUAUAAUAACAUUUUUUCCCACAAUAUUUAUAUUGUUUAUUGAAGUUUUUUUUUUUUUUUUUUUAAUAUUCUCCUCAAAAUGUUAUUUUCUCAAGUCUAAUCAACUUGGUCUCAACAUUUAUUCAGAGUGCUUUUAAAAUUUUUUUAUUCAACAGAAAUUUAAACAAGUGACUCUCGCAUACAAAAAACUUACAUCUGCUGAAUUUUCUCAAGAUUUAAGCAUGGUUUGUCUAUUUUUAAAAUGUCAUCUUUAUUAAAUAACUCACUCAUGCCUUAACGUUCAGUCCCCUCCAAAUGACCUUGAGUCACCUGUCUUACAUGCUGAAAUAUGCUUUUUUUUUUGCUAUAUCUAAUCACAUAAGAAAACAGCAGACCAUCUAGCCUGAGCUCUUUAGGACUUCCCCAGGGGCUUCACUUUCUUGUAAGGGAUGGAUAUAUUUUUAAGUCUUUAAUACACCCUUUCCCAUCCCGGGGUGGCGUCAGAUGCCCUCUAUUAGGGAUUUCUACCAGUGGUUUCAACUUUAUGAAUAAGUCGCAUCGCAGCUGGAAUGCAACAAUUGCCUAAGAAUGGUCCCCUCACAGGCUGUUAGACAGAAUCAUUGGCAUGGGCUGCAACAACCCACCCAUGUCUCAUAUCCAUUAACCCAACAUGUAAUCAUGAUCCCGACCUGUUUCUGGCGUUAUUGUCUAAUGCACUGGGUAGUUACCAUGCAGCUGUGCUCUCUCUAAUGCAGAUGCCAUGCAAGACCUUUGUCUCUCACGUGUAGGUCCCCUACAUGGUGGUAUUGUGCCCCGGAUAGCACCAAGGGGUCGGUGGCAGCGACUCUCAAUCGACAUGCCCAAAUGGGAAUGCCCUACCCAACAUGCCGACUAGAGCCCCAGUUUUUUUUUGUGGAUAUAUCAUGCUAAUCUAUCAUCUAUUUAUCAUCUGUUCUCACAAGAAAAUUUUUCUUUAUUUUUGUAAAAGAAAUUUUAAUAGUUGUUUAUUCUGUUAGGAGAGUUAAAAGUGUAGGAUGGCGUUCCAAGUCCUUAAGAAGUUUAUUAGCAAACUUGGACUGAUGUAGAAUCUAAUGAAAUUGAUGCAGAAAGUACUAUAGAUUAUCCUAGUGUUGAAGAUUUUUAAAUCAGUUCUAGUCCAUUGCUUGUUGAUUUGAUAAACGAUGACAACUGUAAUGGCAGAUAACUUGUGAAAAUGAGUGAAUGUUAAUGAAUGAAUCAUUAAUAAACUUCAUAAUUAAUUCUUUUUCCUUUUUUAAUUACAUUUCUUUUGUUAAACAAAACAAGUAAGUUUCCAAAAUGGAGUUUAUAGUCUUUGCUUAUGAAAAAAUUUACAUCAAAAGUAAGUUAAACAGGAGCGGGUUAUACAUCUCAUGUCAUGAAUAGUAAACAGUUCUAUUUUAUUUCAUGUAUUUUUUAAAUUCUCAAUUGUUUAGAUAAAUAUUCCUUUCUCAUUUCAGACCGAUUGUUUAGCGCUUUUUCAACAAAUAGUAUUUAACAGAACAGGUAAUUAAUUUGAAACUAGUGUUGAAUGUUUCUUAUUUCAUUAAAAAGAAUUGUGUUGCAUUGUGCAAUUUCCAUUAGAAUGUAGAGCCUUAAAAUAAUAUUCCUCAUCUAUAUAGAGAGGAACUUACAAGCAGAAAGCUUAAAUUUUUCACGCACACAAAUACACCAACAUUCUCCCGCACACAUGCACACACCCACGCUAAAAUAGAUAAUGGAAAAUAAAUCUGAUCCCAGUGGCACAAGUCAGGUAAAAUUAAAAGAAUGGAAAGUUAAUGAUAACUUCAAAAUGCAAUAAAAUAUUUUAUACUACGUGCUAAAUUCUUUAAAAUUUAUCAAAAAAAUUGCUUAUACAAACCAACGCAGUCUCAAUUAGUUUGUAAAAUCUACUUUCUAUGAUAUAAGAAUAUAUAUCAUUCUAUUUUAAUAGUAAAAUAAGAACAGAGAAAGUCUACAUCUUGAAAUUUUAAGAGUAUUUAGACAUUAAUUUCAUGUAUUGUAUUUAGACAUUAAUUUCAUGUAUUGUAUUACAAUAUUUUGUUUACAAAUAUUCAGCAACAAAUGGAACAAGAUAUAAUUAUUCAGAUUCAAGUGAUAAUAGCGAUGAUGAUGAUGAUAGUGAUGAUUCUGAUGAUGAACAACAUCUUGAUAAUAAAUUUAAUAAAAAAGGUAUUUUUUAA